GCGCGCGUGCCCAUCGGGUGCGAUUACCGCCGUCGGCCCUUCGGGUGCGGGGCCGCCCGCAGCGAGGCCUCUGAUCGCGCGCGGGAGCCUCCCACAAGCACGCGCGCAGCACUCGCCGCCGCCGCGCCCGACGGGGUCGGCGCCGUCGCGGGGCGGGGCGUGCAGCCCGCCGCCUCCCACGAGGUGCCCGUCGCCGCCCACUGGCAAAGCAGCGGCGCCGUUGGACGGGCCGCAGGCGCCCUGCGGCCUGGCGAGGGCUGGUGGCCGGCGGCCACGCUGCCGCAGAGGCUGCCCGUGAGCCUCGGGUGGUGCCAGGAGAGUGGCACUGCCCCCGCCCCAAUGCCGAGCCCAGAGGCGUGGACGGCCCCUUCGCCGAGCCUGCCGCUGGCCUCCGCAGGGCCGCCGGCCAGCCCAGCGCCCGAGACGCCUGGGUCGCCAGGACGCUUGCUGCGGACUCCUGCGUUCCCGCCACCGCCCUUGCAGGGCGCGGCAGCCUGCCAACCGCACGAGCUGAACAUCGGACUUCCGGGACUGCUGCAGAGGAUGCUCAGCGGCGAACCAGCCCAGAAAGGGCUGCCGCCACACGGCGCGUGUGUAGGCGGCUGGGCUUGCGGCGGCGCGGAGCACAACCCCGCGCUGCCGCCAGGCGCACUUUCGCCACCAGGCGCGUCGUUGCCCAGCCCGCAGCACUCGGGCGCGCUGCCACCCGGCGUGCCGCCGAUCGCCGCGCCGCUGCAGCCGUUCGCCCCGCCGCCAGGGGUGCCUUUGCCAUUUAGCAAGCCGUGGCCUGGCGGGCCGCAUGGCGGCUGGCCCUUGGGGCCCGGGGCGGGCGGGCCACAAGAAGCGCCACCCGCCAGCCCCGGGCUACCGAGGCGCUUCGCGAGUCUGCCCCUGCCACUGCCAGCGCCGCAACCCCCGGCCCCGGGGUUAGGGUCGAACAUGUCGCUCUCCGCACUGCCGCUGGCCGCGUCGGCCCCGCCGCUCGGGGCGCCGCUGCCGCCCUCGCCCGUGCCGCCAGCCAAAGCGCCACCGCCACCUGUCCCCGAGCGGAGGCUCAGUUUCCACGGCUUGCAGGGCCCCGCAGCGGCCGUAGUAAGUGGCGGCUGUGCCUCCUCGUCUUUCAGGGCCGCCUCGCCACCGCCAGGCAGCGGCUUGUGCGGUCAGCGCAGCCCGCCUCUCGGCCAGCGGCUGCCGCGAGCGUCCUGGGGCAGUGGUGGCGAUGGGCUUGGUAUGGCACCGGCUUGGGCUCCCCAAGGCGCCCCCGCGGUGUACAAUGGCGUUUGCCAGGCGCAGGCGUCCCCCGCGGGCUCCAACGAGUCCGCGUGGACGGACAUGGAGGAGGAGGAGCGGGUGCUGCAGGAGCUGGAGCGCAAGCCCGAGGAGGAGAAGUCGGCCAUCGUGCUCUUCGCUGAGGGCCUGCUCGAGCAGCGGGUCAGCCGCGAGAAGAGCAGGAAGCGCGAGCAGGCGCAGCUUCUCCAGCUUCAGCUGGGCUCGCUGGCGGCCCGCGCCGGCCAGUCGCAGCUGGCCUGCCAAGCUGCGCCCCAGCCGGCUGCGCCGUGGCAGCCGCUGGGCCAGCCGCUGG
Prorocentrum cordatum is the source of this 1582-nucleotide messenger RNA. Lineage: Eukaryota; Dinophyceae; Prorocentrales; Prorocentraceae. The record is from the annotation of a GenBank genome assembly.